This is a messenger RNA of Cryptococcus wingfieldii CBS 7118, 1341 nucleotides long. RefSeq lists its product as hypothetical. The transcript is spliced from 2 exons. The record is from RefSeq and is a predicted model, not a curated record. Bases 1 to 1341 code for a protein of 446 amino acids. NCBI's taxonomy places the organism in Eukaryota, Fungi, Basidiomycota, Tremellomycetes, Tremellales, Cryptococcaceae.
AUGGACGCCCCCUCCCUCCCUGCCGCAUCCAUCCUCCUCAACGCCCCAGGCCGCCCACCCGCCUCCCCCAGCAGCACUCCCCACAAUGGCGCUCCCCUAGACUCCAGCAUCUCCGGCUCGUCCCUCCAGAGCACAAGCACCGGCACCAGCAACGGCAAUCCCUUUUUCAGCUCAGACUCGUCCCAGACGAGCAUACCCCACUCAUCGCCCCCGCUCUCCUCGUCUGCCCGCGAUCCAUCCCCGGCCCCUUCCCACACCUCGUCCUUCUCCUCACAGCAGGGCUCGGGCGGCUACUACCCCUCGUCCAUGACUGCUCCUGGCUCCCCUUCACUCGGCGCUGUCAACCGGCGUACCAGCACACCCAAGAUCUCUUUUGCCCCCCUCCCCACCGUGCCACCCGAGUUUCGCAGGCGAAAUUCCAUCUCUCUUGGUGUGGCUUCGCGCCGAAACCUGAUCGGUGCGCAGAAUGGCCUACCCCCAGGCGUGCAAAAGCAUAGCGGGGUGCAUAGUGUGAUUAUGAACGAUGAAGAGUGGGAAGAGUACCAGAGGCAGUACCAUGAACGGAAGGGCAACGACGGCGUCGUCGACGUAGGACAACUUGCCAAAUCCGGUGCCAAAGCCCUUUGGCGCUCCGUCAAACGUCGGCGUUCCUCCUCCCAAACCUCCCAGGCCUCCCAAACAUCCACCGACUCGGCGUCCACCAACCUCUCCAACGCGCAAUCCGCCGGCUCGGGCUCGGCGUCCGGUGUGUCCCAGCAGGGAAGUUUAUCAACCAAGCCGGGUGGAGCGGGAGAGACGAUGAGCAGUUUGCAUACUGUGGAAGAGGAUGAUGAGCACCAUUCGCCUCCGGCUCCGGCAGCGGACCUUGUCAGAGACGAUUCGGGCGCGCAACCCCUCCAUGCACCGCUUGCCAAACGCCCGAGAUCGCCGGGUGUCAAGCUCACCAAAGAGGCGCUGGCAGCCGAAGGCUUGGACGACGGCGAUGGCGAGGGAGGCGAGGCUACCCCGAGGCGGAGACCCAGCCCGCCGCCGAGGUUGGCCGACAAGCUUCCCACCGCAGACGAGCUCGCAGAAGGUCGCGAAGAAGAAGACGACGGGGAAGACGAUUAUGAAGACUCGUCGGUGGGAUACGAAGAGGAGCACGACGAGCUCAGUACGGUCGAAGAGAAGGAAGACAUUUCGGCUCACGCGCAUCACCAUGCUCAGCACGAGCACCAUGAUCACGAGCACGAGUCGCACGAGGAGAGGGAUAGGGAUAGGAAGGCGUCCGUGUUGGGUUUCGAUGUGGAGCGAUUCGGUUUGAUGGAGAUUGGGGAGCAGCAGCACAGGGGGAGGAGAUGA